This is a messenger RNA of Exophiala aquamarina CBS 119918, 2421 nucleotides long. RefSeq lists its product as uncharacterized. Gene Ontology annotation, cellular component: mitotic spindle pole body; chromosome, centromeric core domain; microtubule organizing center attachment site. The transcript has 2 exons. Bases 1 to 2421 code for a protein of 806 amino acids. The record is from RefSeq and is a predicted model, not a curated record. Gene Ontology annotation, biological process: nuclear inner membrane organization. NCBI's taxonomy places the organism in Eukaryota, Fungi, Ascomycota, Eurotiomycetes, Chaetothyriales, Herpotrichiellaceae.
AUGCCAAUUCAGCUCCGCCCGCGAUUAUCUUGUCACUACUGUGGACGGAGAUCAAAACUCUCCAAGAAAGAAGGCCGCAGAUUUCAGUGCGACUACUGUCUCGCAGUGAACUUCUUCGAUGAGCACGGCGACGUUGCAGAUGUCCCGGUCGAGGAGACUGCACCACAACAAUACGCAGCCGAAUCCGUCGUUACAGGAGACCCUCUUGCAAACCACUUCUCCGCUGAAGAUUCUAUAUUUUGCUCCACCUGUCUGAAGAAUCAGCAUCUCUAUACUACAGCCCUAUCCCAGUUCCUGCCUGAUCCCGAGGAUCCCGACUACGACAAGAUUGAAGCACAGCUACCGAUCUUUAAAAAUGGAUUGGAAGAGAGAUAUCCACAAUGUUGUGCCAAGUGCGAGCCAAAGGUCAGAGCUCAGUUAAACAGGGCCACCUAUAAUGCGAAAAGCGAUCAUAUAAGAAGAGUGCUGGACAAGUCGCGAAAGCAGAGAAUUGCUAGCCGAAGAGGGUGGAGGAGCCUCCUCGUCAGUGCUGCUGGGUUGGGUUAUGCCCUGAGUAUCAUUUUCCAGGCUGCCUGGCACCUCUACGGAUCCCAAUUGCAACCGGCUCCGAUCAUUGAUGGGUUGCGACUAUCUCAAUGCCUCAGUGAAAGACCUUUGAACAAGCAAUGCUUGAAUCUGAUGGAGCGUUUCGUGGGACUAUCCCUUGGUCUCGGCCUCCUCUGCGUAUGGUGGAACCCAAAAUGGCAGCAUAAACUCUCGAACAACGAAGGCAAGUUAGUGGGACUCGAAAAGUAUUAUUUAAUCCAACUCGGUCUUCUGCUCUCGAGAUUCGCUGUCUGGGCAAUAUUGCAAGAUGUUCCUCUUGACAACAGAACGACUACCAUAGUCCACGCAGUUUUCGCCCUUGUCUUCAUGGCGGUGGCACUUUGGUCCAACAUGAGAGUUAUCCAAGUCCGGCUAGCCUUACCCAUUGACUGGAACAUAGACCCUGCUCCUCUGUUAUCCAGCAGGCAGUUUAUCCCUCCAGAAAGUAGUUUCCCCUCACAACAAACACAAAUUCAGGAGCGAGCAUUCAAUCUCGAUACAUUGUCCUCUGCAACCGCGCCAUCAUAUGAACCCUGGAGGCCGCCUACACCGCCCAACGAUAGCGGAGAAUCAAUGGACUGGACACCUUCGCAGCCAGCAUUCGAGCCACUGCCCAAAACAAUACAUUACCUAUCGGCCAGCCCUUCUCCUUUUCAUGGCAGACUUCCUGCACUGCCUGCGAGAGGAGUUCACACACAUUCUGGCCGCGUCGCAAACGAACCAAAAGAGGCCAUUGGGCUACCUCCUGGAUUUUUCGACAGUAAACCAAAUUCUAUCCUACCUCCGCGGCAAGCGAAUGCAUCUGGUGAGGCAAUGGCACAACCCACGUUCUUUGGGCAUGAAAGACAAGCCGAUACUGGACUGGAGAACAUCUUUGAAACUGUUUUUUCAUUCCAAGAUCGAAGUGUCCCGCAUUCGGCUGAGGCUCGUGUACCGAACCUGCGUUCAAGUUCGCAGCAUGUUGCUGAAGGCUACAAUGCUGGGUCAUUGUCGUCAGCAACUGCGCGGGAUCUUUCGAGUCAGAUGGUCAUUAGCGGAGUUGCGUUCUUCCUCCUUCUGGUAGCCUUGAUGACUUGGCUACUUGAAGUCACAGUGAAGCCAGAAGGCUCCAGUUUGGGAUAUUACAUUGUGCUAGCAAGUGCAUCAAUACCCACCAUUCACUUCCUUCGCGACAUUCUUAUUGGACGAAUAAAUGAAAACUUUUUGUGGCUCAUCAUUUUUGCCAUGGAGGCGUCCUCGUUGGUUGGCCUUGCGUACGCUAGAGGCUUGCUCGAAGGGGGCUUCAUCGAUCUAUGGAAUAAGCUCUCUAUCGCAGCUGUGGCACUUCUCUUGCCACAGGAGUUUGUGAGAAUGACAUCGUCCUGCAUGGGGUUGAACGGCAAACCCCGACGCACGAGAUCCUCACCCACCGUGCAAGCUCCAACCGAGCCUGGCACCCAUCGGGGAUCACUCUUAGCUCAACCUUCGAUGCGGGAUACCAUGAGUACCACCUCAGCUGUGGUGGCACCAGCCUCUCCCAACCUUCGCAACAGUAACUUUCGACGAGACUCCGACGAAUCCACCGCUAGCAGGCCCACCACUGCCAGCAGCUCAACCACAAAGCGCUGGGAAAGCCCCAACCUACGCACCGACAGGUGUCAAUGGGAGCCUCGUGAAAAGAGGGCCUCUCCGGAGAGGGCUUGUGUGUCGGAAGACAUAGGUGGAUUAUCUUUGAACGACACUGCUUUAAGAGGUGACGGACGUGGUAGAAAAGAUACGGCGGCACCUUGGGGUUUACCCUCGUCAACUACCUCGAGAACAUUUGGUUCUACUCCCAGGGCGAGAAGGGGAUUUUAA